AUGGUCAUACAUAGAGCUAGAAUCGAGGAUGAUGAAAGAAAUAAGUUAGCACAGUGGCUUCUUGAGCAUAGCCUUGGAGGGAAGCUCAAAUUUGGUGCCAAAAAAGAGGCAGCAACCCUCUUCAAAGUCGAUUUGAAGACAAUUUGGAGGAUUUGGAGCCAAGUGUCAAAGCAAAGAGCUUGUGGUGUACCUGUACAAGUAAAAUCCAUUAGAAAAGGUAGUUCAUACAAAAACAAGAUGCAAGUAGAUGUUGAAAAAAUCAAGAAUCUUUAUGUGCUUCAAAGGUCAUCAAUGAGAGUCAUGUCUACAAACCUAGGUGUGUCAAAAUCUUUGAUUCACAAGUGGGUGAAGGAGAAAAAGCUUAAACCACACACAAAUGCAAUAAAACCCUUUCUUACCCCACAAAACAGGCUGUCAAGACUGAAGUGGAGCCUAAAUCAGCUUAGUUCAAUAAGUGAAGAUGGUUUUAUAAAGUUCCAAACAAUGUACAACACCAUUCACAUCGAUGAGAAGUGGUUUUACCGUACCAAAACCAAUGAUAGGUAUUACCUGGUGCCGGAUGAAGGGGAACCAUAUCGUACAUGCAAAUCAAAGAGGUACAUUGAAAAGAUUAUGUUUAUGUGUGCCGUUGCCCGACCAAUAUUUGGCCUAGAUGGCAGAUGCAUAUUUGAUGGAAAGUUUGGGAUAUUUCCUUUCACAACCAUGGAGGCAGCACAACGGAAUUCAAAAAACAGAAUGAAAGGUACCAUGGAAGUGAAGCCAAUCACAGCAAUUACUAAGGAAGUGAUGAAAUGUUGUCUUUUAAGAGAGCCUGCUAAUUCACCGGAUACAAAUGUCAAUGACCUAGGGUUUUUCAAAGCAAUACAGACAUUGAAGGAUCAAAAACCAGCAGGGAAUGUGGAAGAGUUACUCAAGAAUGUUAAAGAUGCAUAUGAUGAAUACCCACCAGAGAAGCUAAACCAUGUGUUCAUUACUUUGCAAAGUUGUUACCAUGAAAUCAUCAAGGCAAGGGGAGGAAAUGACUACAAAAUUCCACACAUGAACAAAGAAAGACUCUCAAGACUGGGGUUGUUACCAGAUUGCAUUCAAGUUGAAGAAACACUUGUAAGGGAUACACUACAGUUUCUGGAGUUGGAUGCAAGUGCAGAGGGAGAAAUUUACAACAUUGGAGCAGUCAUAGAAGGGCUGGAGCAGGUAGACAUCACUGAAUAUACUGUAUAG
Messenger RNA from Salvia miltiorrhiza (redroot sage), 1221 nucleotides. RefSeq lists its product as uncharacterized. Lineage: Eukaryota; Viridiplantae; Streptophyta; Magnoliopsida; Lamiales; Lamiaceae. Gene Ontology annotation, molecular function: nucleic acid binding. Bases 1 to 1221 code for a protein of 406 amino acids. The record is from RefSeq and is a predicted model, not a curated record. The transcript is spliced from 2 exons.